Molecule: messenger RNA, 2403 nt
Organism: Thelazia callipaeda (thelaziosis nematode)
Lineage: Eukaryota; Metazoa; Nematoda; Chromadorea; Rhabditida; Thelaziidae
Source: the annotation of a GenBank genome assembly
AUGGGUGGCAAGAACGAAUUAGGUGAUCAAAAGAUCCGUGCAACGCAAGAUCAAUUGCGAAUUGCUAGACUUACUCAGGAUUUGUCUAUAACAGAUGAUGAUCGGGCAAAUAUACAAAAGCUUGUCAAGAAGGUUGUUGAAACAACGAGAUGUACUGUAACUCAAGCUGAAAUCGCAUUGUAUGAUAAUAAUAAUGACGUUCAAGAAGCAGUAAAUGCGAUUUUGGAAGAUAAUUAUUCAGAUGAGAAUGUUUGGAAAGAACAAAAAAGUAGAAGGGCAAAGCGGGCUGAAGCAGAAGAACUGAAGCAUGAAGAGUUGAAUGCUCAUAGGAACCGAUUAAAUAGUGGUAGAUCGUCAAAUAAUUUUGGCUAUGGACGAGGACGAGGAACGGAACGUGGACGCAGUAGUUAUCGAGGGGGACGUGGGAGUGCUCGAGGUUCUUAUCGAGGAGGAUAUCAGCAGUCAUCAUUGCAAGGACAGUUUAGUAGUAAUAUGGGAAGUAAUAUGUGGGAUAAUUCCCAGGCUUUGAAAAUUAACAUGAGCAAAGAUUGGACCAAUACAAGCAAUGCAGCCAUUGACGAUAAUGCAGAAGAUACCGAAUGGAAACAACAUGGAACAUUAGUCUUUUCACGGAGCGCAACACCACCAACAACAACACCUGCAGUAAGUAUGGUUGCUGGGAUCAGCUCAGUGACGUCGACUUCUGGGCCGGUAUCUUUUGCUGCUGUUGCAGCAUCUGGAACAAAUAAAGCCAAAGAAAGUUUGUUUAGAAGUUCCGUUGCGCGAACCAAACCUGCUGGAUCACUCUCUAUGGGGCAAUCUCAGAAUGAAAGUGUGAAUUCACUUUAUCAGAACACUGGGCUAGUUUCAACCAGCAGUCAGAUAACUGCUACCUCGGAAGAAGCAGAUAAAGAAAGCGAGGUUCGAACCCCACCCAUAACUAGUCGUGAAACGUCAUCAUCAGCUGCUGGUACGGCAAAGACAGUACAAACAACUAUGGCUUCACAGCAAUCUCGAGCAGCAGGACCUGUAACUGCUGUCACGAAUACAUCAGCGGACUGGACCACUCAGCUGAAAAAUGAUCUCGGAAUAGGUGGUACUGCUACUACUGUUUCAAAAUCUAGUGCAACUCAGCCAGGCUUAGCACCUAAAGCACUUCUUCAAGCUCCAAAAGUAGGACAAGUUUCACGGCCAGCAGCUCGACAUUCCGCUCAUUCUAAUACUGUGGAAUUUGUAUCCGGUGAGUCCAGUGGCCCAACUUUACCUGAGUACCAAUUUGGCUUUCAUGUAGAUUCGGCAGCUGGAAAUGAUGAACAUGCUGAUGAUGUUUAUGGAACUUCUUCUAAAUCUCGCACUUUAAGCAGUCAUGCUCCUAAGACUGAAGUUAAUGCGGAUUCAUCAACAUCCAUACUCUCGAAUGGUCCAGUCGCUGAUUAUUCAUCUUCGAUCAGCGCUCAGCAACAGCCGAAAAUAUCCUCUGGUAAUAGUAGCGUUUCUCUGUCACAGGCUUCCCCUGCAGUCCAUCAAGCAAAUACAAUUCAGCGUCAGCCAGUGACGUCAGGAUUAUCAUAUGCAGACACUUCAAGCAUGUCUUAUCCAUCCUCUGAUAAUCGAAAUACCACAAAACUACCGCUUUCUCUGCACCAUCAGCAGCAGGCACCACAUGCAUUGUAUACUACAACACAGCUGCCAUACGCAAAUUACCCAUAUCUUAAUAUGUAUAGUCCAGUGGCAGGUGUACGACAGGAUGAAUACGCAGCAGCAUUGGUACAAUAUCCUUUCGGAGUAGGGCAGUUUGAUAUGAAUUCUAUAUCAACAAUGUUGCCUCCAGCUGCAGCGGCUCUCGCUUCCCAACAGCAACAGAAUCAGCCUCCUCCUUCUGUGCAGUCUCAACAUCAGCAGCGACCGGACCAGCAUCCUAGCAUUGUUGAUCUCUCUAAAGCAUAUUUAGCGACAGCUGCAGCUGCAGCGGUAAACAGCUCAAUAGCAAGUGGUACUGGUUCUGGCAUCUUGGGUACUCAACAGCAACGAGAUUCCGCAGUACCACCUGCUGCUUAUCAUCCUCAAAUCAAUCAGCUGCCGUUUUCGUUUAUGCUACCGAACGUUACGAAUGGCCAGCAUAAAUUAAACCAUCAGAUGUUUGCGCAGCAAAGUGUGGAGGAUGCUCUUUCUGAACAGCGCUUAUCAUCUCAGCAACAAAAAGUUGGUAAUUUGUAUCAAGGUCAUCAGCAGCUCGAUAAAUAUGGAAGUUCUACCACCACGAAAGAUCGUCUUGGAGGCGGUCCACAGGCUACUCCACCGCCACAAGUGUAUCAAACGCAGGGAUACAUGUCGCAACAAAUGCCUUUACAUGGGCAUAAAAAAACAUAUGGUGGUGGGCCGCAACAUUGGAGUGCAUCAUAG